AUGAGAAAUUACCGACCACAGCAAAUAUACUAUCAACAGCCUCAGCCCAUAUACAUACAGCAAGCUCCACCUCCUCGGGAUGACGGAUGCUGCAAUACGUGUUUAAAGGCUUUGUGCUGCUGCUUCCUUUUCGAACUAUGCUGCUGCGAUAUGUUCUAG
Molecule: messenger RNA, 159 nt
Organism: Lachancea fermentati
Lineage: Eukaryota; Fungi; Ascomycota; Saccharomycetes; Saccharomycetales; Saccharomycetaceae
Source: the annotation of a GenBank genome assembly